AUGGAUCCUGAGGCGGAGCCGCGGUGCGCUGAGAAGCUUCAAGCAGUGGGGCUCUGGGGCGAUAGUCUUGCCGCCUUGGAACCUGAAGAUGCUGAGGGGGUAGCACAACAGCUUGUCGAUGAGUUGGGGCUUCCCUUUUAUGAUGACGUGGUUUCUUGGGUCGCCAGCUGUGUUGCGAACUCGCAGGGAAUGCUUGUGCUAUCGCAAAGGGCCAGGGGGCUUCAUGGCACAGACUUGAACUGGAGACUUCUGCAACACAAGGGAGACGAGCACAAGGAUGCCAGACAGGAAGCCCCGCAGCUGGCCUUGGCACUUCCUGAGAAGGGGCGACGCAAAAGGAAGCGUAAGCUGGAUCUGGCAGCCUCGGAGCGCGAGCGCCAGGCGGCGGAGCGGCAGAAGCGUGAAGGGCUCUGUGUUCGUCUGAUGGCAGUCUUGAGGCGCUUUAAUGCUCCCUGCUUGGACGAGUUCUCGGCAGGCUUCGAGCCCGAGAGAGCUUCUGCAGUUGUCGCGGAAGGAUUAGGUGCGAUGAUAGCGGCCUUGGAAAGGCUCGUGUCGAACGAGAAGGAGGCCAUGGGGAUCCACGCGGGAGCCUAUUACAGGCUUCUGAAGUGCUGGGGCACUUUGAGGUUCAUGGCUAUCUUGGUGGCCCGGAGCGUAGGCGUGUCGAGCUGCCGAUUGCAAUCACAGAGGCUGAUUCCGCAGGAGCUGGUGGAGAUGUGGACCGAGCACAGCGAGAGGGCGACUCUGCCCACCAUCCUGGAUGGGUUCGGCCUGGAUCCAAGAGAUAGGGAUGCACUGGGAAGGAUUCAUCGAUACUUCGUUUCGGAGCUGGAGAGGUGCAUGGAACGUCUGCCCGGGGCGGAGUCCUCUGGACCCCCCCUCCGAACAGCGCGAUUUCGCCGGGUGGGAGAGGAUCCAAUCCUUCAGGAGUCGGAAGGGGAGGAUGAAGCUGCUGAGGAGGAGCCUGAGGCUCCAGCUGAGGUGCCAGAGGCGACCGACCGGACCUCAGGGUACGUCCUGGUCUUCUCGAAGCGAGGGGCAGCGCGGCUCCACCGGGCCGGGAAGGAGGGCUGUUGGAUGGCCCGUAUGAGGCACUUCAAUGAAUGCCGGAUUGUACAGGAGAUGCCAGAGCCUGAUGAAUAUUCUUAUCGAUGUAGAUUGUGCUGGCCAGGGCCGGAGGGGACAAACGACUCGAGCGAUGACUCGAGCCAGGAGUCGUCUGGCUCGGCUUCGCCGGGUAGCGAAGUUGCACAAGGCUCGGGCACAAGUCCCCAAGCGUCCUGGGAGCUUGGGAUGAAGAAAAGAGAGGAUCGUGCGAUCUCUCGGGUGCAAGGCAGCUGA
Messenger RNA from Symbiodinium sp. CCMP2456, 1341 nucleotides. NCBI's taxonomy places the organism in Eukaryota, Dinophyceae, Suessiales, Symbiodiniaceae. The record is from the annotation of a GenBank genome assembly.